Molecule: messenger RNA, 451 nt
Organism: Didymodactylos carnosus
Lineage: Eukaryota; Metazoa; Rotifera; Eurotatoria; Philodinida; Philodinidae
Source: the annotation of a GenBank genome assembly
AUGGAUAAACUUCACCAAUCAAUUACUGAUGGAUUAAUCAUGAAAAUUGACGAUGAUAUCGAUGCAAUAAAUCUUGACGAUGGUACAAUUUUACCAACGAUCGCGGAACAUCAUGAUGAAGAUAGUCAAAAUGUAAGAUAAUACUUAGAUAUGCACAAAUUGAUACAGAUAUCUUACCAGAUACCAAUUAUAGUGCAUAUGUAUAAAAUAUGUAUAGAUAUAGUUUGAUGAACAUUAGCAUAAUUGCAGAAUUCUGUCAGAUAUGUUACACAAAUAUAUAACAGCACGCCGAAUGAUUCCGAGAAUUUUAUUCUCACAAAUAAUGCUCCUGACUAAUAUUUUUCUAGCUGCUCACGAGAGAACAUAUUUAGGUGUUUAAGCCCUUUAGGUCCCAUCUUUUGGCGAUAGGUAGACCUCAAUGAGGUAUGAAAAACCUCAAGAGGAUUUAUCC